Molecule: messenger RNA, 2490 nt
Organism: Caenorhabditis bovis
Lineage: Eukaryota; Metazoa; Nematoda; Chromadorea; Rhabditida; Rhabditidae
Source: the annotation of a GenBank genome assembly
AUGUCUUCGAAUAACUAUAUGAAGGACUCGAGACGUUCCGCUGAAUCUUCGAAUAAUGUCAACGGUAAACCGGAAGUUCGUUCGAAUGUGAAGCUCGUCGAACCAAGAACGACAGACGAAGAAAAAAUGAACAUAAUGAACAAAACCUCCAAAGUCAAUAUGGAUACGAACACUGAGGUUGAUGUCCGUCAUGAAAAUGAAGAUAAACGAAACUCAAUUCAGCCAUUGACUAGCCAAGCUCAUUAUACUAGAAGACAUCUUCCCAUUAACGAGGAUCAAUUGUUAAAGAAAGAUAUUAAUGUUCAAUUUGUCUUUAAUCUAAGGGAUUAUGAUCCUGAGAGCAUGCUAGAUGGAGUAAUAACUGAGCCACCUUGCACUGUGGAUGCAAAUACUCGUGAUAAGAUUGGAAAUGAACAUAAUGCAAAUGAUAUUGAUCGUCAGAAAACGACGACUCCAGAAAAGAAAGCUUCUCAUCAGAAACCCACAACCCACAACAAUUUGGACGAAUGUUCUGAUGAGACGUCAUCGAAAGAAAAAAUCGAAAGCGUCAUUUGCGAUCACCGUUGUUCAAUGAGUUUUGCAAUUCGCGUGUACCUCGCGUUUGCCGAGAUCCUAACAUAAGAUCAGUCGCUUCAAAAUGUAAGAGUUUCGCCACUUAGCUUCAACAAACGUGUCGCAAUUGUAACUGGUGCUGGUUGCGGUCUUGGCAGAACUAUUGCUCUUGAAUUGGCCAAGCGUGGAGCAAAAGUUGUCGUCAACGACUGGAAGGGCGAUCUUCCCGUACCAUCGCCGAGGACUUUAUUGGCUGACAAGGUUGUCGCUGAAAUCAGAUCGAAUGGAGGUGUCGCCUUAGCGAACUAUGAUCAUGUUGAUAACGGCGACAAUAUUGUGAAGACCGCAAUCGAUAACUUUGGCCGAAUCGACAUUGUGAUCUAUGCUAUAUCGUUUCGAAACAUUUCUUUUCUUGAAAUGCAGGUAGUCAAUUGGAACGCUACUUUCAAUGUUCACGUGAAUGGAGCAUUCUCGGUUAUUAGAGCUGCUUGGUCUUACAUGAAAAAUCAGAAUUAUGGACGUAUAAUCGUCUCCCCUUGUGAUGCGGAAGUUCACAAUAAUUUUUACCAUACAAGUCAUACUGCCGCCAAGAGUGCAUUGAUUGGGUUUUCGAAAACCGUUGCACUGGAAGGAGCCAACUACGGAAUUCUUUGCAAUGCUGUCAUUCCGACAUCCGCAUAUCGGUAUAUCUCUUUACCAGGAAUUUUUGUCAAUUACUCAAAACCGGAGUACGUUACACCACUUAUGACAUAUCUUGUUCAUGAGUCAUUCAACGAGUCUGGGAGUUUGUAUGGAGCUGGAGCCGGAUGGUAUGGGAAAAUUGACAAUUAUAAAGGUGCCGGACUUGUUCUUCCAAACGCUUCCGUCGAGAAUAUUUUAAAAAAUUGGAACGAUAUCGUUGAUAUGUCGGCGGCGACGUCAAUUGGAACUACUGAUGAGCAAACUGGACUCCUGAUUGGAACUUCGGAAAAUCACACCGUUCAUGACAGUGUUAAUCUGGAUGGAAGAACCUCGAAAGCGGGUGGAAGAACAUCGGAAUUUGAAUCAUUAUUUCGGCGGGAUUCCGGCAAUAUGCGACUUAGCUUCAAAAACCGUGUUGCAAUUGUAAUUAGUGCUUGUGGCGAUCUUGGCAGAACAAAUGCUCUUGAAUUGGCCAGGCGUGGAGCAAAAGUUGUCGUGAAUGACAUGGCAGGCUAUCCUUAUAGAAAUUCGUCGGGCACUUCAUGGGCUGAUAAUGUUGUUGCGGAGAUCAGAUCGCGUGGAGGUGUCGCUGUAGCGAACUAUAACAGCGACUUUAUAGUGAAGACCGCAGUCGAUUACUUUGACCGAAUUGACAUUGUCAUCUAUGCUGGAACCAUUCGUGUAGUUUCAUUUCUCAAAAUGACAAAACUCGAUUGGGAUCUAAACUUCAAUAAAUACGUGAAUGGAGCAUUCUUGGUUACCAUAGCUGCUUGGCCUUAUAUGAGAAAUCAGAAGUAUGGACGUAUAAUUAUCACGUUCAAUUAUUCGAAAAUUCACCCGAAUUUUGACCAUAUGAGUCAUACAGCCGCCAAGAGUGCAUUGAUUGGGUUAUCGAACACUAUUGCACACGAAGGAGCUAAGCACGGAAUUCUAUGUAAUGCCGUCAUUCCGACGGCCGGAUCUCGAUUGACACAAGACGUGCCGCAAAACAUUGUUCAGGAUUUGAAGCCGGACGUCACGCCACUCAUGACAUAUCUUGUUCAUGAGUCAUUCAACGAGUCUGGGAAUUUGUAUGGAGCUGGAGCCGGAUGGUACGGCAAAAUAGAAAAUUACAAAAGUGCCGGACUUGUUCUUCCAAACGCUUCCGUCGAGGAUAUUGCAAACAACUGGAACGAUGUCGUUGAUAUGUUGGCAGCGAACCCAAUUAUAAUCGUUGAUGAGCAAACCGGACGCAUUGGAACCUUGGAAAAUGUUUGA